This is a messenger RNA of Mizuhopecten yessoensis (Yesso scallop), 437 nucleotides long. RefSeq lists its product as uncharacterized. The record is from RefSeq and is a predicted model, not a curated record. The transcript is spliced from 3 exons. The annotation marks the transcript as partial. NCBI's taxonomy places the organism in Eukaryota, Metazoa, Mollusca, Bivalvia, Pectinida, Pectinidae.
CAUACGUGGCCAAGGGGAGCAUUGACGGUGGGUUGGAGCAGGUCUUCACCACCGACAAAGGCAAAAAGCUCUCCUCGACGACCAUGGCCAAGGCCGUCAAGAGGGAGUGGCAGAAACAUGCCAGCAACAUCGGGAAAGUCCUGCCACCCCUCACGGCCACGUUAUGCAGGAAGAUGGCGGUCUCCACGCUACGAGACGCUGGAGGAGACCGCCAGCAGCAGAGGGUGCUCGCCAAGCAUAUGGCCCACAACCCUAGGACGGCGGAUCGCUAUUAUGAUAGAGCAAGCCAGAAGAAGGAGCGAGUUGGCGUCUGGGAGAAAAUAAACCAACUCUACAAGGUGUCUAGUCAACCCUUAAAUGACCCCCCAGACGCUGACAAUGACCUCCAGUCUCCGCCGUCCAGAGCACCCUCUGAGAGCGACAGCGACAGCCCCGUU